AUGACGUUGAGGCAGGUUCUGAGGGCGUCGGUAGGGGUGAUCGGGGAAAGCCCGUUAGGGAUGACCGAGAAAAUGGUGCUCUUAGGGGGUAAAAUAUGCGCGGUGAAAAGGUUUCGAAGAGUCGCGGUUAGGAAACGCGAGUUUGGGAGGAGGAUUGAGCGCGUGGCCCACGUGGGGAACCAGUGCGAGUAUUUGGUGCAUGUUUUAGCUUAUCUAUAUGCGAAGAGGAUCAAGUUUGUGGUGUGUGAUUAUUAUCCCAUGGGCAGCCUCGCUGAUUUGCUUUCCGGUGCAAGGGAACAAGGCCACACGGCAUUGGAAUGGAAGCAUCGAUUCAAAAUCAUCCAAAGCAUAGCAAAAGCAAUUUCAUUCAUCCAUUCACAAAACCCUCCGAGCGACAAAAACCUUCAAUUAAACGUCCACGGCAAUAUCAAGUCCUCAAACGUCAUGGUCAACAUCGACUUCACCGCCCGUCUCUCCGAUUACGGCUUCGUCCAGCUGGCGGAUCAUUUGUCUUCGGCUCCGGCCGACGACGACACCGGACAACAAGCCGAGCCGCCAAUCCCACCACCACCACAACCGGAGCAAGUGUUGGAGACGACGUUAUCGCGGGAAAGUGAUAUAUACAACUUUGGCGUUGUUUUGAUCGAAAUUCUAGGGUGCCCUAAUACUAACGUCGUUGAAUCGAAAAAAGUUAGAAAAAUUGAUGAUCGUUUGUUCGAGUUUUGUAGGGGAAGAUCAGAGGAGAAGCAAGCGUCUAGGGUUUUAGACAUUGCUUUGAGCUGUAUAAAUAGUUUGUCUGAUGCAAGACCUAAUAUACAACAAAUACUCUCUUGUCUAGGAGAUAUAUAG
Messenger RNA from Erythranthe guttata (spotted monkey flower), 849 nucleotides. Its product is annotated as putative inactive receptor kinase At5g58300. Lineage: Eukaryota; Viridiplantae; Streptophyta; Magnoliopsida; Lamiales; Phrymaceae. Gene Ontology annotation, biological process: protein phosphorylation. Gene Ontology annotation, molecular function: ATP binding; protein kinase activity. The record is from RefSeq and is a predicted model, not a curated record.